Morone saxatilis (striped sea-bass) is the source of this 1005-nucleotide messenger RNA. RefSeq names its product protein phosphatase 1, regulatory subunit 32 (gene saxo4). Bases 73 to 1005 code for a protein of 310 amino acids. The transcript has 11 exons. The record is from RefSeq and is a predicted model, not a curated record. Gene Ontology annotation, molecular function: phosphatase binding. Lineage: Eukaryota; Metazoa; Chordata; Actinopteri; Moronidae.
UGCGCACAUGCCCAGAGGAUUUUUGCAAUCCAUCACUGUUGUCAGUGAAGGUUUCCAUUACAGAAGUCACAGAUGGCUGAGCAGGGGAGGAUAGUCAUGCCGACUGCUGGAGCAACAGGCAGCAUGGGACGACUGGCCAGCAACACACUCAACCUCUACAAUCCUUCUUGUGGUAGGGCGAACUUCAAUUCUUACCCAGGACGUUCCAGAGAGACAGGCUUCACAGCAAACCUGAGACCGGCUGUAUAUUACAGGCCCAGUUUGGACUACAUUGACAACCCUCAGUUUGGACUCCUGUUAUCAGACAGUUUUAUGUCUCAAGCUAAACAAGACUACCAACCUCACAUCCCGUCUGAUUGUUCGGGGUCUUUGCCAAACAUCAUUAACAAACCCAGAGAGAGCGGUUUCCAUCAGCUGAGGAGUCAUUCAAAAAUGACAGAAUACCAGCGAUCAUUUGUGCCGCAUUGUCUCACACCAACAGUUUCCCAGUACCAUGUGGUUGUGGGUCCAAAACAAGAAAGUGGUUUCACUGAAGGAACAGACCUUCAACUGAACACAUUUCAGGACAUAAAAAGCUGCAUGGUUGAACCUCGCCAGAUUCACAGCUCAGUGAUGAAAAGUGACUUCAUGGCGCCUUCAUUUCUGCAGGGCACUGAGGCGAGACCGGGCCUGUGCAGCCUUUCUUCUCGAGAAACAGGAUUCACUCGAGGUGACAUCGCUCCCUUUGCCUGGCCAACCUCCCUUCUGCCGUCACCUCAGACUAAGAGUAAUGCACUGACUGUGAAGACCAUUGGAAAAAAGGAGCCGUCAGGGUUUCUUCUAAAUGCUCCAAGCCACCAGGCUUUCCCUAAUUCACCCUUUGAUUGCUCACACUUCACUACACAUUAUAAUAGCACGUUCUGUCAUCGUUCUGAUUAUGAAAAGUUGAAAUCUGGCCACGUACAAGCAAUCUGUGGAAACGGCUACAAUCGUCGAGAUAUGGACAGGUUUAUCUUUUGGGGCUAG